Messenger RNA from Salvelinus fontinalis (brook trout), 9214 nucleotides. It is a transcript of the gene adpgk, whose product is annotated as ADP-dependent glucokinase. NCBI's taxonomy places the organism in Eukaryota, Metazoa, Chordata, Actinopteri, Salmoniformes, Salmonidae. Gene Ontology annotation, biological process: glucose metabolic process. Bases 408 to 1892 code for a protein of 494 amino acids. Gene Ontology annotation, cellular component: endoplasmic reticulum. The record is from RefSeq and is a predicted model, not a curated record. The transcript has 8 exons. Gene Ontology annotation, molecular function: ADP-specific glucokinase activity.
UAAAAACAUAAUAAUAAUGUUAUGUCCCCUCCACUUCUAAAACCAAAGUUGCACCCCUGGUGGAUGGUGUAUAGAUGCAGGGUUAGAUGGUGGUGCAAUGUAAGUUUUUCCAAUUCCCCUUUAUUUGUUGGUUUCGUCACAAUGUGGAAUUCACUUUGAGAACUGAGAAAUGCAGCAAUAAUCCAAAAAGUGUCUAGUCUGUCGGGAAUUCACAAGAAGAAGCCGAAACAAGAGUGGUUUAAUUUACCCCACUCUCCCCUACUGCUCUGCCCUUGAGUUCAGACGUGGCGCCGGGUCUGAACUGUCUUUAUACCUCAGAGAUCUGAACACCAAGUUCCAGGACAUCAUCAUCUACACUACAGAAAGACCCUAAUUUCAACCCGACUUAUCCUGAAGUCUGAGAAAACAUGUGGCGGAAGGCUGCGGUAGCUGCCCUGUUGGCCUUGGCCGUUGGAUACUUCUACCACACCAACCCUGAGCUGCCUGAACAAGUUCUCCAGUACUUGUCCCUGCCUCAUCCAUCCACUCAGGGCGACCCAACCUUGGAGCAGGUUAUCUCCACUGCCUGGGAGACCCUAAUAACUGCCCCCGCCAAUCAGUGGGGCAGAGUGGCAGUAGGGGUAAAUGCAUGUGUGGAUGUUGUGGUGUCGGGGAUAGGGCUGCUACAGGCUUUGGCUGUGGAUCCUGGGAUGGGUCGUGACCAUGAAGUGUUACACUCUAAAGAGGAACUGAAAGAGGCUUUCAUCCACUACAUGGAGAGGGGGUCCGCGGCGGAGCGUUUCUUCACCGACAAAGAGGUCUUCCAGAGGAUUGCACGGGCCGCUGCAGAGUACCCUGGUGCUCAGCUAUAUGUUGGAGGAAAUGCUGCUCUCAUUGGACAGAAACUUGCCACAUACCCUCAGCUGAUGGUUCUGCUAUGUGGGCCUGUUGGGCCUAAACUACACGAGAUGCUGGAUGAGCAAAUCGUUGUCCCCCCCGAGUCCUUGCAAGAGACUGAUGAAUAUCACCUAAUUCUGGAGUACAAAGCAGGGGAGCAGUGGGGUGCGACACGGGCUCCCCAAGCAAACCGCUUCAUCUUCUCCCAUGACGUGUCCAAUGGGGAGAUGAGAGCACUGGAGAUGUUCGUGGCCAGCCUGGAUGAGUUCCAGCCAGACCUGGUGGUCCUGUCCGGUCUGCACAUGAUGGAGGGCCAGGGGAGGCAGAUGUGGGAGCAAAGGCUCAAAGAGGCAGUGGCGGCCAUUUCUGACGUCCGCAACGCGGUCCCCGUCCACCUGGAGCUGGCAAGCAUGACUGACAAAGACUACAUGAACAGCAUCAUGCAAGAGCAGGUCAUGCCCAUAGUGACAUCCAUCGGGCUGAAUGAGCAGGAGCUACUUUUCCUCUCCCAGGCCGGCACAGGGCCUCACGCUGAGCUGUCCUCCUGGGGGGGCAUACCGGAUGUAGGCCGAGUCAGUGACAUCCUCCUGUGGGUCCUUGAGCAGCAUGGACGCAGUGACCCCGAGUCGGAGGCUGACCUCACGCGUAUCCACUUUCACACUCUGGCGUACCAUGUCCUUGCCACUGUGGACGGGCACUGGGCCAACCAGGUGGCCGCCGUGGCAGCAGGGGCCCGUGUGGCCAGCAUCCAGGCCUGCGGCCUCCAAAGCAUAGAUGCCAGUAAGGUGGUCCUUAGAGCUCCGCUGGAGUUCCACAGUUCCCAUGGCGAACCUAGAGAGAAGUUGUCCCUGAACCCAACUGAGCCUGUCACUGUUUGGCACCGUGGCAACGUGACCUUUCACCUUGCACCCGUGCUGGUCUGCAAGCAGCCAAUCCGGACAGUAGGGCUGGGGGACGCCAUCUCAGCAGAGGGGCUCGUAUACUCUGAGCUCAGGCCACAGCUGCCAUUUUUGUGAGGUCCAUUUUUGUUACACUCUUGUUCUUUUAUUGUAUGGUGGUAUGCACCAUAUCUCCCCAACCCCAACCAACCAGUGAUGUCUUUACCUGUACUGUAGCUUUUUCUUGGGUUGAAAUUCUGAUCCUUGGUUAGCUAAGUAUUUUGCACUGGGCACAGUUUAAGCCAUUUCUGUAACUCCAAGGAGUUGUGCUGGGUUACCUCUGAUUUCAUUUGCCUUGUGAAAAUUCAAUGUAAAUGUUUGUGUACAAAGACAAUGCCAAAGCUGCUUGUCAGUUCGGUCUGGAGGGGGGGGGAAAUGGAAAAAUAUUCAGCGAUAUGGUCUCCAUAAGUAGCGGUGCAAUUUCAGACAGAGUUUGAGCUUUCAUGCUGCACAAUAGAGGAGCAAACUCCUGUGCACAUAUGCAGAUGCUGAAUAGUGCCAAUGAGUUCAGCCUCUUGCAUCACACUCUUUUGGAAGUUUAUUUUCACAUCAUCUCGCUGAGUCUUAGUUCAAUUUCCUUCAAUAAUCUUUUCUUGCUGACCCUGUUCAGAACAAGCUCCCUCAUCCAAGCACUAUAGUUGGGGAAAGUGGGGUAAGUUGAGCCAAGUGGUUAGUUGAGCCACCCCUUGUUUCUAGGAAACGAUACAUUUUGUGUAUCAUGUGACCAAAUAUUUAGGAAGAGGUCAUAAUUUCAUGGAGUCUGUGAAGGAAGAAAGAAACCACAUGGAAAAAGUGGUCCAAAGGGUAAAAAAAAAAUCACAGUCAAAUUCAUUUCUGUUAUAGGUUUCAUGUUUGUAUCUAAACCAAAGUAGAUUGUUUUAUACAUCAGUUGCCGUUUCUAUAAGCUGCAAUAUGAGGUCCUAAACCUAGCAUUAAAGUGCAUUCUUGUAGCUACAGUAUAUGGGCUAGUGUUCGGGCUACUAUGGGCUAGUGUUUGUCUCGGGGUAAAUUGAACCAAUCACUACCAUACCCCAUACAAAUUAUGAUUAUUUUGUUAGUUUUAUGCAUUGUAUUUUAGCAAGGUGUCAUGCAUAUGAACUCGAGUGGUGUAUUUUUAUUGUUACAGCGCAGACAUCAUGCCACGUGUAAACAAACGUAAAACAAGCAGGGGUCUAGCCCCCCCUUGAGGUUCUUGAGAGCAGCCAAGGAAGGGAAGAAGUCCAUUCAAGCAGCAGCAGCAAUGGAAUAUUUUUUUUUUACUGAAUGACACUGAAGAGGUACUAUAACGUUUUUAUGCGAGUAAAAUACAUGUUGGAUAAAACAUUUUUGACAGUCCUGAUGGAAAACCAUAUUUCUUGGUAGACUUUCCAAAUGUCGACAAAACAAAAUAUGCCAGACACGGUGGGAUCUUUUUGUGUCUAUAAAAUGUGUUAUGUGAGAAAUGGUGGUGGAAAAGCUUUUACGUGCUUAAAAUUGAUAUAACUAUAUCAAUAACCACCAGGCAUACACAAGGCUCAUUCCUCUGCACAGGCAUUGCUGCUGCCUGGCAGAUCUGGAUAGGUAUAUCAGCGGACGUCAGCUAAUAUAUAACACAUGUUAUGGCAAUCUGUCAGUCAAUGACACAGUUAAUGUGGUAUGCAAACAUUGGUUAAUGCAUGCAAUGUCUGAGCAGGGGAAUGUGACCAAGGUCUUAUCUGACGACAUCAAGUCUGACUUGCUAAACAUAUCAAGAAUCUUGCGGACUAGUUUUAUGGGCUUAGUAGCCUCAAAUACAGAGAACAUGCCUAUGAUUUGUCACAUCAAAACUACUUCCCUGUCCCAGACAACUGCUUAAGUUGAAAUUGAAUAGUAUUGAACAGAGAGAUCUAUAUCAAUGUAGGCAUACAUUUAACAUAUACAAUAUACCACACUCCCAUCCAUGAAUUAAACACUGCCCUACCAGCACCAUCACCCAAUUACCCACUUAGGGUAAGUUGUGCCAAGAGACCACUUUUUUCUGGACAAGCUAUGUUUUCAAAACGUAUACUAUAUUGCCCUUGACAUAGUGAUGCUGAAUGUAAAAAAAAAAAGUAGUAGAAUCUCACAACUACAUCCCCUCAUUACAAUCAAUACAACACCUGUGCAAACUGGGGCAGGAGCUAGAGGUUAAGCACCCAGACAGUUUUCUGUGGGGAUUUGGUCAUUUAGUUUUCAUUUGGCCAAAUGAAUACAUUUAAUACAUGAAUACAUUUAAUCCAUCAAUGAAAACAGAUGAAGCAAAAACAAAUAUUAUUUGGGGUUGGUUGGCGCUAUAACUUAUUACUUAAAUUUAUGGGUAAUAGUUCAGUGCUUCAUUCAGGCUUAAGGUGUCCCCUUUUUAACGUAGCCUUUACAAGUUUCCAUCUCACGCAGAUGAUAGGACCUGUUCAAUACCUACAAAGUGCAGUAGGAAGGGUUGUGACUGACAUGUCCUAUGACACGCAUAGCAAGGAAGGCUGCUCACCCAGACUGGGUUUCCCAAACUCAGUGCACAUUUUGUUUUUUUCUCUAUCACUACACACCUGUUUCAAAUAAUCAACUAAUCAUCAAGCUUUGAUCAUUUGAAUCAGCUGUGUAGUGUUAUGAAAAAACCAAGAUGGCACCCCUUGAGGUCCUGAAAACCGAGUUUGGGAAACGCUGCAGUAGUAACUCUUUAGCACAUCUGAUGAGACUGCUAUCUAUUCUAGUACGUGGUUGCUGUCCUCUGGCUAGCUGUUUGCCCUGUCACUGUCUGUUUGAAUACUUUGAAUGCCAGUAGCACAUAAGCUGUACUCCUACAGCUGUCAUGACAUCCACCUAAGCCGGAAAUAAUAUUUGGAUCUCCUGUCCGCAAUGGCAGACGUACACAAGCAUUCCAAGCCCAUCUGUAUCCUUGACUCACAACUGGGUCAAGCAGACUGUGAGGGGUGAAUUGUGGCAAUGAAAUACUUCAUAUUAUUGUGAAUUGUCACUUUUUGUUCAGCUAUUUUGAUCAACUUUAGGGCUGUUUUGUUUGCCCUAUGUAGGAUGUUCCACAUGGACCAUUUUGUUUGCCCUAUGUAGGUUAUGCCACAUUGACAAGUAAACAUGUAAAUUAUACCUGUUACACUGCAACUAAUGAAGCCCCUUGUUAAAAUUCCUACAAAGCCGGAUUGUUACUGACAGUGUGCUGUUGGACAUUGCACACAGCAGACUGUGAUGAAGCCUGCAGACCCAGUAGUGAUUCAGCACAUCUGAUGAGAGUACGAUCUAGUACUUUGCUGUUGUCCUCUGGCUAGCUGCUUGCUCUAGCUUCUGCCAGUCUGACUGAAUGAUACAAUGAAUAAUGCAAAGAUGUACUUCUACGGCUGUGUAGUCUACUCUGCUGCUGUCAGGACAUCCACCUCGCAGCUGGAAAGUACUAUGUUAAUCUCCUGUCCACAAUGGCGGACGUAAACAAGCAUUCCAAGCCCAUCCUUGACUCACAACUGCAUCAAGUGCAGAUUGUGUGGUGUCCAGCCACUAUGUAAAGUCAAGCAAUAGAAUACUACAUAAUAUUAAUAUUCAGAGUUGCUACUUUUCCCCCCAGCUAUUUUGUAAAAAUUUAGGGCUGUCUUGUUUAUCCUAUGUAUGACAUGCCAUAUGGGCAAUUCAACAUGUUAAUAAUUCCUGGUAUACUAUAACUGAUGGAGCCCAUUAUUUCUACUUCUUGGUAUAUGCCAUGUUUAUUGGUUUCACAUCAUUUGUGACCUUGAGUAAUUAAGUAGAGGAAAGAUCAAUUUUAAAAGUAUUUGAACGCUCCAUCCAUGCUCAAACAUCACUUACCUUACCACUGCUAAAAAGAACUGGAAAUAAUAUUUUUUGUUUUGAUGCCCAAAGUACAUUUUUGCUUUGUUGCCGCGAAACUGAGAAUUGGGAUGGUACAAAACAGAGCAAUCAUAAGCUAUGCAGAACUUAUUUGUCUCGAAUCUCACUGCUUUCUUAGCCUGGUGGAACCAGACAAAGUGUAUGAUAGGUCACAUUGUUUCACUUAAAUGAAACGGUGAGCAUAGCGGUCAGUCUGCAUCAUAUAGAUCAUAUUAAAUUACUAGAAAGAGCCUAUGUCAUGAACCCUCAAAGUUCCAUAAUGGUAUGAUAAUGGAGGCCAUUUUGGUCAGGGAGAAAUCCAAACCACUUUAGUUGCGGGAAAGGGGUUCAUGGUAAUUGAACGCAGACGUUCCAUUGACCGGAAUGGCGCACAAUCAACAAAUCUGAUCUAACAAUUUGGAGAUUCUUCAAAUCCGUCAUGAUUUAUGCAUUGUAACAGGCCCACAGUGUGCUUACUUGAGUCCGAUUUUGAUACAUUUGGCUGUUUUUGCUGCAUGUAGAAGCUGUCCCUUUUCAGGUUUAGAAGAAGUGACUGCUAAAUGCUAACUCCCGUUCGUAUAAACUGGUUAGCAUAGAGAAAUCAUUGAUGGUAGUGGGUCGUUUUUAACUGUAAUGCACUUGAUUGGUAACGAUGACAUGUGUUGGGGUUGGCAUCCAUACAAGCAUUAUAUUCAGAUGUUUACCUCAACAUAGUGUGAAAUACACAUAUAAACAAUUGCCUAAAUGUAGACUAAUGUUGCUGGGGGUCAAUGAGGAGACUCGGAUGUUUCCCCCCCACGCGUUUCCAUGGCAAUUCCAUUGUUUUGGUCGAGUACGGUUUACCUUUUACCGCAUCUAUUUCGAAUGAAUGGCAGAGGAGGCAUAGGUGAUACGUUUCCUGCUUGUACUUAUGCAGGAAAAUAAAAGGCAUGCGAUAUCAGAAAUUGUGUAAUAGAAUUGUCAACCUAAAAGACUGUCAUAAUUAUAAAUACAGUUUAUACAGGUUUUAUACAAAUGUUCUGUAUAGAUAACCUCUAAAAUAUGUAAACCGACCAUAAAUGUCUACAUUUUAGUUUUUUGGAAAAGCUGUGAGUUAUUAUAUGAGUACUUGUAUUUACAAUGUGUCUUAAGUCCUAUCAUCAACUGAUUUCAGACAGUGUAUGGCUGUGGAUUGACUGCAUUGUUUGUUUGGAAUGUUAAUUAGAAAACAUUUAUGGAAUCAUUCCACUAAAACUGGUUGGCUAGCUAGCAAACAUACAGUGCAGAUAAUCUUCAAAUCAUUGUUUUACACAAUAGCGUAUCCAGCGGUGGCUGGUGGCACUUUAAAUGGGGAGGACCUGCUCAUAGUAAUGGCUUGAAUGGAAUGUUAUCAAACACCUGGUUUUCCAGGUGUUUGAAACCAUCCUCCCCUCAACAGCUUCCCCUGCUCUUAUCACAGCACUGGCUGACCAUGGUUGACCAACUCCCUUACCAAAGUGGCUGAUCUUUUAUACCAGGGGUGUCAAACUCAUUCCACGGAGGGCCUAGUGUCUGCAGGUUUUUGGUUUUUCCUUUCAAUAAAGCCCUAGACAACCAGGUGUGGGGAGUUCCUAACUAAUUAGUGAUGUUAAUUCAUCAAUCAAGUACAAGGGAGGAGCGAAAACCCGCAGACACUCGGCCCCCCGUGGAAUGAGUUUGACACCUGUGUUUUAUACUGUCAGGUUCAUGUCCAUUCUAGUAUUCUAAUUUCUAAUUCUAUCGUCUGCUUGACCAAGCUACUGCUUAUUGUAUGAUCUUGGGAAUGUGCCAGUCUUCUUUGACAGCUUUGUGUUGAAAUAGUGACUGUAAAUAUGCAUUUAGUAAGAAAUUUAGUAUUCCUUUUCAUUGCAGUGAAUUUGUUAGGUACAAUGGUUUGGUAAUACAGUUCGAGAGUUGCUAGGGGUUUCAGGGUGUUCUUCUGAGGCUGGUGAGACAUAUGCCUCUACUUCCUUCGCAGAUUUCAUCUGUUGUUUUUGUUCGAUAAAUUCACAUCCAACCGUUUGAUUGACACUCAUCAUUGAGGAUGUUGCCCCUUGGAUGGAGCUAUGAUCAAAUUUGGGCGUAGCUGCCAUCACCCACACCUUUAUAUGCAUACGUAGGUUUCACACAUUUUUGUCGACAAUAUGACAUCUUACAGAUCGUGGUUACUUCCUGCUUACAGAUACUACCACUAACAGCAAUAUUCAAGGUGCAGUGGCUAGAUGUAGAUGCGAGCAUAGGUUAUUUACUACUAAUUUUCCAAAGAUAAUUGAGUAUUUACCAGGUAUCAUUAAAGAAACAUUCUGCCUUGUUCGUGUCUAGUUUAGUCACUUGUGGCUCUGAGUUUUCAGCACUUUAAAAUGAGACUAUAUUUGAUGUAAUUUCAUAUUAACACCCAUGUCUUACUGUAAAGGUUAGCAAGAGUUAUGCUAGCUCAUUAGGUGGAAACACUGCAACUUAACAACUAGACCUCUUUUUGAAGGUUACUUCAACUGGUACCGGGCUACCUUCAGACAAGUUUUGUGAGGUUUGUGGGCGUCCUAGAGCAAAACAACCAACAUGUUCGUGAGAGUCUCACCUUUCCAUAGAGUGGUCAUAUUAGUUUGUAGGCCAAACCGUUCGGACAUUACAGAUGUUUGUGAGAAAACCGAUUUUCGGUAUGUCUCAUGGUCUGACAAACGCUGCUGUAGCCCGGCCACCUUCCCCCGCAGAUGCGGAAGGUUGUCAUUGGCGUAUGCGGUGGAUUGAGACGCAGCCCAUGCAACAACAAAAAAACAUCUCUAGUUUAAAACAGACGGAUUUUGAUGGGUAUGUUUUUAUUAUGUUGAUUAGAUUUCCGCGGGGGCGCGGACAUCGACUAUGGGGUUAAAUGUUUGUGGAAAUAUAUAUGGAAGUAGUUUAGUGCCAAAAAAGGGGUUAUAUAUGGGUACAUAAAAAAAAAUCAUUUUGAGUCUGAAUCUGUUAUUCAAUGCGUUGCUAUGGGCAGUAAGUAAGCAGUAAGUUUCCCCCCAAAAAAUUGCUAUAUAUUGAUACCUAAAAUUCUAUAUCAAAUAGCUAAAUGAUCCUUGGUAUGACCAUCUUAACCCCCCCCCCCCCCCCCCUAUAAUUUGUAGGGGCAGUUAUACACAAAAUACUCCAUAUGUACAUACAUUGUUUGUUGAUUAGCAGAGUAUGGAAAUCCAUUUUUCCAGUACAAGUAGAUGUGUAAUAUGUGGGGAAAUAAUCUGUGAAUUUUAGAGAUCAAAUGUUUUUUUGUGUGUGUCAGUGAGAUGCUUAGAAUUUUAGUGAGGAAAUCAGGAAUUUGUCUUAAACUUUGUUGACUCCAUAAUCUGUUGUAUGAAAAUAUACUGUACUCUCACCACGAACAUAUGAGUACAAUAAUUAUUUAUUAAAAAUCUAUUCUAAAAUAUAAAAUAAUUAUUACUCAAGAAUUGUUCAGACUUUUGUGAAUUAGUGUCCAUUAUGCAAAGUCUUAUUGGAUUCCCUUUUCUUCUGUCAUCUGAUGUUAAGACUGGAACUCAACUGACAUCUUAAGUUUGGAAAUGUUUUUAUAUUAAUAAAGUCUGCUAUUUUCAUGUCAA